UCUUCGGUCUCUCACCUACAGGAUGAAAACUCUUCUCUUGUUUUUGUGGAGAUUUGGAUAAAGACGUCCUUUUACUUUUUUCUUCAGAUACUCAAACUGUCACGGUUUGCUGGAGCUCAAGUGUCACCAUGAGCGAAGCCGGGACUUCGUCACUGUUCUCCACCUACCAGCUUAUUUUCUUGUUGACUAUCAUCUCAAUUAACCUUCCAUAUUCUGCAGCAGGAGGCUCUACUCUAACUCUCAAGUCCAACAACACACUCAGCAACCACACCACAUGUGGAGGAGUGACCGUCUGCAUUGAAGGUGUUAUCCUGCCAAUAUGGACGCCACAAAACCCAGUCUUCACUGACCGCCUUGCCAGAGCCACCAUUUACUUUGUGGGGUUGGCGUAUAUGUUCUUGGGUGUCUCCAUCAUUGCUGACCGCUUCAUGGCGUCCAUCGAGGUCAUCACCUCCCAGGAAAGACAGAUCACCAUCAAGAAACCAAACGGUGAGAAGAUCACCACGACAGUGCGCAUCUGGAACGAGACAGUGUCCAAUCUGACCCUAAUGGCGCUGGGUUCCUCCGCCCCAGAAAUCCUCCUGUCAGUUGUGGAGGUUUGUGGUCAUGGCUUUAACGCAGGUGAACUGGGCCCCAACACCAUUGUAGGAAGUGCCGCCUUCAACAUGUUUGUCAUCAUUGGCCUUUGUGUAUCUGUUAUUCCUGAAGGAGAGACCAGAAAGGUGAAGCACCUCAGGGUGUUUUUCGUCACCGCCACCUGGAGCGUCUUUGCAUACACCUGGCUUUACCUGAUCCUAGCCGUCAUUUCUCCAGGUGUUGUUGAGAUAUGGGAGGGGCUGCUCACACUCUUCUUCUUCCCCAUUUGUGUUGGAUUGGCUUACGUGGCUGACCGCAGACUUCUUUUCUACAAAUACAUGUACAAACGAUACAGAGCAGGGAAGCGGAAAGGAGUGAUCAUCGAAACAGAGGGAGAACCAGAGCUUCCCUCGAAGGUUGACAUUGAAAUGGAUGGGAAAAUGCUCAAUUCCCAUGGAGAAGAGACAGGGUUUGAUUUUAAGGAGCUGGACGAGGACGAGGCCCGCAGAGAGGUGGCCAGGAUCCUGAAGGAGCUGAAACAGAAACAUCCUGAGAAGGAAAUGGAGCAGUUGAUGGAGCUCGCCAAUUACCAAGUUUUAACCCAGCAACAGAAGAGUCGGGCUUUCUACCGCUGCCAGGCGACCAGGAUCAUGACAGGAGCAGGUAACAUCCUAAAGAAGCAUGCCGCUGACCAAGCCAAGAGAGCCAUCCAGCAUGAUAUUUGCUCCGAGGUCAUGGUAAAUGAUUAUUCCUCCAAGGUUUUCUUUGACCCUGGUUUCUACCAGUGUCUAGAGAACUGUGGCAGUGUAGCGCUGAACAUUGUGCGGCGUGGUGGAGACCUAACAAGCACAGUCUCAGUGGAUUACCGGACUGAAGACGGCACAGCAAAUGCCGGCUCUGACUACCAGUUCACUGAAGGAACUAUUGUGUUCAAACCAGGUGAGACCGAAAAGGAAAUCCGGAUUGAUAUUAUUGAUGAUGAUAUUUUUGAGGAAGACGAGCAUUUCCUGGUUCACCUCAGCAAUGUAAAGGUCAUAUCAGAGGGCAGUGGCUCAGAUGAGUACGAGGCAAACCAUGUAGACACCCUUGCGGGUUUAGGCCUGCCGUGCUCGGCUACCGUCACCAUUUUUGAUGACGACCACGCAGGGAUCUUUACGUUCGAGGAACCAGUGGUGACCGUGAGUGAGAGCGUUGGGGUGAUGGAGGUGAAGGUCAUCCGGACCUCGGGGGCUCGCGGUGUUGUGGUGGUCCCUUACAAAACCAUGGAAGGGACGGCUAAAGGAGGUGGCGAGGACUUUGAGGACACACAUGGAGUCCUGGAGUUUGAGAAUGAUGAGAUCUUGAAGACCAUAGCCGUUAGAAUAAUUGACCACGAGGAGUACGAUAAGAAGGCCAGCUUCUACAUAGAGCUGAAGGAGCCGUAUUGGAACAGGAGGAGAUGGACAGGUGGAUUCGUCAAAACAGGCACAGACGUCUACAGGAAGGUCCAAGGACGAGACCACCCCGCCCCCUCUGCCAUCGUCAACAUCACAGACGAGGGGGGUGAGGAGAUUUUGACCAAGAAGGAGGAGGAGGAGAGGCGGAUCGCGGAGAUGGGCAGACCGAUGUUGGGUGAGCACGUCAAGCUGGAGGUCAUCAUAGAGGAGUCGUAUGAAUUCAAGAGCACCGUAGAUAAACUUCUGAAGAAGACCAACCUGGCCCUGGUGAUCGGGACGAACAGCUGGAGAGAGCAGUUUAUGGAAGCCAUCACAGUCAGCUCUGGUGAUGAUGACGAUGAUGAAUGUGGUGAAGAGAAGCUGCCCUCCUGUUUUGACUACGUCAUGCACUUCCUCACUGUCUUCUGGAAGCUGCUGUUUGCUUUCGUUCCUCCCACUGACUACUGGAACGGUUGGGCCUGCUUCGUCGUCUCUAUCUCUGUUAUCGGCAUGCUGACCGCGGUCAUCGGGGACCUGGCAUCACAUUUUGGCUGCACCGUUGGCCUCAAAGACUCCGUCACUGCAGUGGUGUUUGUAGCUUUGGGCACAUCUGUACCAGACACAUUUGCCAGUAAGGUGGCAGCCAUCCAGGACCAAUACGCUGACGCCUCCAUUGGCAACGUAACCGGAAGCAACGCUGUUAACGUCUUCCUGGGCAUCGGUGUGGCCUGGUCCAUUGCCGCCAUCUACCACUACUCCAAGGGCGAUGAGUUCCGGGUUGACCCAGGCACUUUGGCCUUCUCCGUCACACUCUUCACCAUCUUUGCCUUCAUCUGCAUUGCCGUCCUCAUCUAUCGCCGCCGCCCGGAGAUUGGCGGGGAGCUCGGCGGGCCCAGAAUCCCUAAGAUCCUCACCACCUGCCUGUUCUUCAGCCUGUGGUUGAUGUACAUCGUCUUCUCCUCUCUGGAGGCCUACUGCCACGUAAAGGGGUUCUAAAAGGUUCCAACAGAACAUGAACAGUUCCAAUAGAUUCCUGCAUAUUCUGACUUUCAUUUCUGCAAUUUGUCUAAAGCUUGUAACAGGUUGCUGGCAGUUGAUGGAUUCCUAAAAGGUCUAAAGGACACGUAACAGUUCUGUCAGGUUUCUGAAAUUCUAGAUGUACUAGAAUAGUUCUAGUAGGUUUUCUGAGGAUCUGACAGGUUACCAAACACAGAUAAAAGAACUAUACAGAGAGCAGCAGAAUAUUUCUUUAUGUUCUGUAAGCGUCUAAACAACUUGUACAUGUUUCUAAUGAUCCCAACAGUUCCUGGAGCAUCCUACAGCUUCUUGACAGUCCUGAUGCAUUUCUAAAAGUUCCCGUAAUUUUUGCAAAUCCAUAAAUUCCAUCAAAAGUUUAUCUAAACUUCUGCUUCCUGAAAAUUCUGACAUGUGCAUAUUUCUCUUUUGUCAUUUGUCUCAACUUUUUUUUAGGUUCUUUAGAGGUCUAACAAGUACGAAACGCGGGUCGAUUCCUGCAUAAUGUGACAUUCUCCUGUAAUUUAUUUGUCAAAAGGUUUUGAUAGACAUCUAAGGGGCCGAUCACACAGAGAUUCAUUGCUACAGGAGCUUUUAAAACAUCUCGGCAAAGAGCUUCAGGGAUAAAACAGCUGGUGCAACUGUGGAGCGAGUCCUUCCUAGUCGACUAGUCAUUGAGAGUUUCUGAUAUUACUGUAUUGAUUAUAAUCUGUAUAAUCUGUUAAAUGCGAGACUAAACAUUUUUUUAAUUUAUUCCAACACAGAGUAACAUCACAGUCUGGUUGUUCUAAACACAGAAUAAAUAACUUCCAACUUCACUGAAACAAAUCCUGGCGGACCGAUCGAUGCGAUGGAUGAUGAUGGAACGUUACCAGUUACUGAUUUAUUAACUGGUCUGAUGGAAAGUGCCUGCUGAGACUCUUCUAAGCAACUAAGAUUAAGUCAACUACCCCCCACUGCACCCCAGCCCACCUAUUUACUGGCUUAGUAAACAGCAUCAAAACCAGGAAAUAAGUUGGCUGUCUUUUAUGCACGUCUAAAAACUGCUAGAAACUCACAGUGCAAGAGAGGAGCGUCGUAUGACAGGAAAACAUUGCAUUGAAAACAAAACAUUCUACGAUGUGUCUCUUGUGUGGUCGACAAGGCUUCUAACAGGUUUCUGAACUUUAUGAAGGCCUGGAUGAACUACUAAUAGUGUUUUUGAAAUACUCUACCUGUCAGGUUCUGUUAUGUUCUUUAAAGGUCAAUCAAACCACAGUAAACCAGACAACAAAAAUAUAUUCCAGUGCACACCAGGAUACUGUGGUUGACACUGAUUGGUUUCCUUUAAAACAAAACUAAACACGUCUGAUUUGGACAAUAUAGGAGUGGUUUUGGGGGUUAUUGAGGAUGCUGAAUCCUCCACACAAAUCAAUCCAUAGUGAUGGUGCUGGCAAUUAAUGUGUCUUUGUUUUGACUUUUAAUUACUUAAGUCAUUCAUCAUCAUCAUCAUCAUCAUCAUCAUCAUGCAGCCCACAGGAUUUACUUAGUAAUCGUAGUGCAUCUGAACGCCCCCUAAAGCUCCCAGAGGUUGCUGACAGACUGUGUUCUACUGAUGGAUUUCUAAAGGUUAUCGUGAAACCCUUCAGACUCCUGAAACGUCUUUACUCUGGCGUCCAUAUUGGACCGCUCUCCGCCUGCCGAGUGCCAGUGACCUCUGAGACUUCUUUGUCCUCACAUAACUCCCAAACAUUUAAAGACAUGGACCUGUAUCUUACUGUGUACCUUUAAGCGAUGUAUAACACAAACAGUUUGUCUUGUUCAUGUAGACUUGUGAAAACCUGCAGGGCUUUUGAUGUUUCAGGUGACUGGAGCAGUUGUGUUGCACCUAAAAAUAUCUGCACUGAGUUUGAAACGUAGUUAAUUUUUUGUGUGUAGGAUCCUGAGUUUGGUGUUCUGGUCUCUGCUGUUCCGACACCACAAACUCUUUAAAACAGAGACUCUGCACUCAGAGCUGCUGCAGCAGUGGAUAGAUCAGUGUGUAUGUGUAAAGGACACUGUGAUAUGAUUGAAUACUAUUGAUGAUGUAAACAUGUAAAAAGAUCUGACAGAGUGCAGUGUCUUUCCUUCAAAUAUUAAA
This is a messenger RNA of Morone saxatilis (striped sea-bass), 5124 nucleotides long. It is a transcript of the gene slc8a1a, whose product is annotated as solute carrier family 8 member 1a. The coding region runs from base 129 to 2987 and encodes 952 amino acids. Gene Ontology annotation, cellular component: sarcolemma; axon; postsynapse. The transcript has 9 exons. Gene Ontology annotation, biological process: calcium ion import across plasma membrane; cell communication; sodium ion transmembrane transport. The record is from RefSeq and is a predicted model, not a curated record. Gene Ontology annotation, molecular function: calcium:sodium antiporter activity. Lineage: Eukaryota; Metazoa; Chordata; Actinopteri; Moronidae.